Molecule: messenger RNA, 1749 nt
Organism: Pomacea canaliculata
Lineage: Eukaryota; Metazoa; Mollusca; Gastropoda; Architaenioglossa; Ampullariidae
Product: probable methyltransferase-like protein 15 homolog
Exons: 5
Coding region: 297-1493 (398 amino acids)
Biological process (GO): rRNA base methylation
Molecular function (GO): rRNA (cytosine-N4-)-methyltransferase activity
Source: RefSeq, a predicted model, not a curated record
UCCGCCCUGUAACUGGCAUGUUUGCUAUAGAGGUGUGACUCCGAUCGGAAAGCUUUCUCUCCCCCAACAAAUUUGUUUUUCUCGUAGCUUUCUGACGAAAACCACUUUGAGAAACAUUUAAUUUUACUGCACUAUAUGAACAUCCAUUUGAUGAUCGUUUUUUCCUCAUUUCUGAAACGCAGUUUUUGCCGUUGAAAAGCAGACGACAGAUAACUGAUAAUGAUCGGGGGAUGAAAUUCUCUCAUCCUAGCUUUCAUGUUUGAUUAAUUUGUGUGCCAGUAUAUAUUUAUAUCAACAUGUCUUAUUGCCUGAGAAAGCAUCUUAAAGGUCUGCUGCGAUUAAAAGGCUUAGAAUAUUUGACAAAGGGCUUAAACAUAUCAGAUGUCACAUCACAUUCUGGUAUUUCGAAAACCGGAGAAGUGCUGUCCGGUUCGAAAGGCAAUUACGAUGGGAGAGCACCAUCAACAGCGGAUCAGUUUAGUCCAGCGAGACAGCCACACAUUCCUGUCAUGGCAAACGAAGUUUUAGAAAUCCUAAAUCCAAGAAACGGACAAACAAUUAUUGAUAUGACAUAUGGAGCUGGAGGACACUCCAACAAGAUCCUUGACCAUGCAGCUGAUUUAAAAUUGGUAGCAGUUGAUCGCGAUCCAGUAGCACAUAAAAUGUCCUGCUUAAUGGCGCAGGAGAGAAAAGGGCAGUCAACCGUAAUCCCAGUCCUUGCAAGAUUUUCUGAACUGGCUAACCAUCUUGCUGAAAAUAGCAUUGAAAAAGGUUCAGUGGAUAACAUUCUGUUUGAUCUUGGAGCAUCAUCAAUGCAGUUUGAUGUAUCAGAGCGUGGUUUUUCACUUAGUCAGGAUGGACCACUGGACAUGCGCAUGGAUGGAGCAAGAUUUCAAGACCAGCCUACAGCAGCUGAUGUGAUCAACACAUUAGAUGCUGAUGAACUGCACUUAGUGUUGCGACGCUAUGGAGAAGAGCGGUUGUCACGCUCAAUUGCUCAAGCUAUUGUAGAUGCCCGUUAUGCUUUUGGCAGUAUAUCUCGUACAAGGCAGCUGGCUGAUAUUGUCGACAUGGUAUUUGAAGGGAAUUACAAGCAAGAUAAACUUCAGAGACAUGCUCAUCCAGCCACCCGAACCUUUCAGGCGCUGCGCAUCUUUGUCAACAAUGAACUGAAUGAGCUUCACAAUGGCCUUGAACUAGCAUCACAUUACCUGAGGCCUGGGGGUUGCUGUGUCGUAAUUUCAUUCCAUUCUUUAGAAGAUCGUGUGGUCAAGCGUCAUUUUCAUGGCAUCGAGAUGGACAACAUGAUAAACAUGUCAAUUGGUCAACAUUACCGCAACUCCAUCAUUACUCAGUCAAAAAACAAGAUAGAUCAGUUGCUAGCUAAAAAGUGGAGACCAUUGUCUAAAAAAGUGCUGGCACCUACAGAGGAGGAGGUAAAAGCCAAUCCAAGGGCUAGGUCAGCUAAGCUGAGGGCUGCAAUUAAGGUGUGAUAGUUCAGAUAGGUGGCUUUACUUUGCAUCCUCAUCUUCUAAUUUUAUUGCCUAACCUUGCUAAACUGCAUCUCUGAUACGAUCUUCUGUACACCCUUAUAUGUGGGUGAUGAAACUUUGCAAUCAAGUCAGUCCUUUCCAAUGUGAAAUUUACAAUCUCUUAAUUACUAGAAGUUUCAUGCUCAGAACUUAUCCAUAAACUUUUUGAGAAAGAAAUCUUUUUAUUUCACUUUUGUGAUUAAAAAAAUGGCAUACA